GUCUAGCGUGACACAGAGAGAGGUGCAAGGACAUGCACAGGACUAAGAUAAAUUCAGGAACUAACAUGGGUCUGUUGCCGGUGGAGUUGGCUUUUCUGGUACUGUUGACGGGAUCACAGGAGAUGUCUGCAACGUGCAUGGAACGAGAAGAGCAUAUACAACGCUAUUUAAUUUCAUCGCAGCCGCCAUAUGAUAACUACUAUAAUAUUUCUAAGGCUGUUUAUCCGUCUGUGGAUUUGCCGUCUUUGCUGAUCAAGAUCACCGUUACCUUCCUACGUGGUAGAGACAAUCUCACUCAUUUAGCCGGAUCGUCGGAAUCUCCGAUCAAUGGUAGUACUUCCAAUAUCUCACAGACAGGGGAAAAUGUCCUCGAAACUAUAGAAACGAAGAUCACGACAUACAAGUUCACGUGGAGUGCAUCCUGUUUGUAUGUUAGUGGAGGAAACAUAAGCUUGGCUUCCAUGAAUGCGUUUUCUUUGUGGGCUAUUUAUCCAAACAGACGAGAAAGACAGCUGCACUUAACAUUGCCACCGUUCUGCAGGGGAUUUUCUGCUGACACCAUGAUCUACUUCCUAUCUACG
This is a messenger RNA of Porites lobata, 581 nucleotides long. Lineage: Eukaryota; Metazoa; Cnidaria; Anthozoa; Scleractinia; Poritidae. The record is from the annotation of a GenBank genome assembly.